Molecule: messenger RNA, 3307 nt
Organism: Xiphias gladius (swordfish)
Lineage: Eukaryota; Metazoa; Chordata; Actinopteri; Istiophoriformes; Xiphiidae
Gene: stx11a
Product: syntaxin 11a
Exons: 2
Coding region: 225-1112 (295 amino acids)
Biological process (GO): intracellular protein transport; synaptic vesicle fusion to presynaptic active zone membrane; exocytosis
Cellular component (GO): synaptic vesicle; presynaptic active zone membrane; endomembrane system
Molecular function (GO): SNARE binding; SNAP receptor activity
Source: RefSeq, a predicted model, not a curated record
GCAUUAGUUCCCGCUGCAGCCUGCACGACUGAGCCAGCGGUACUGUGAUGUGUGUGACCGCCAGUCCUCCUUAAAACACUGCGAGACAGUUGACUUUAGCACAUGUUGAAAUUGAUAUAUCGGAGGGAGGAAAAGAGGAAAUGAGUCUUUCUGCGGGGCCUCUCCUUGCUUUAGCCAGUGUUUUUCUAGCUUAACACCGCUGGGGAGUAACUCAACCAGGUGAGAUGAGGGACCGACUGUGUGAGCUGCAGACCUCCACCCCCAAGCCUGCAGAGGUGGAGCACAGGCCUGAGGAGAACCACAACAGCACCGCUGAGGAUGAGGGCAUUGUGGAGGAACACGCCGUUGUGUUUGAGGGAGAAGACGUGAUGGACGGCAUCUACAAGGAGGCCCAGGGGAUGAGGAAGGAGAUGCUGCUGUUCAGAAUGGAAGUGAAGCGCCUUGGGAAGCAGAACACCAGGUUCCUCACGUCUGUCAGGAGGAUAAGCAGCAUCAAGCGGGACUCCAACGCUCUGGGCCGGGACAUCAAGGCCAGAGGGGAGGCCAUUUAUGCACGGUUGGAGAAGCUGGGCAAGCUGAGCAAGGAGCUGGAGGAGGAGUACGGGUCUACGUCAGCUGUGGCUCGCAUGGUGCGUUCACAGUACGUGUCUCUGACCAACAACUUCCACAAUGCCAUGUCUGAAUAUAACGAGGCUGAGAUGGUCCAGAGGGAGAACUGCAAGACCCGCAUCCAGAGACAAGCGGAGAUCAUGGGCAAGGAGGUGACCAGGGAGCAGAUAGACGAGAUGAUCGAGACGGGCAAGUGGAACGUCUUCUCGGAUAAUCUUCUUCUGGAAGGAAAGAAUGCCAGAUCUGCCCUCAACGAGAUCGAGAACCGGCACAAGGAGCUUCUGGAGCUGGAGGGCCGCAUCAGAGACAUUCACGAGCUUUUCUUCCAGAUGGCCAUGCUCGUGGAGGAGCAGGGUUGCAUGCUGGAUAACAUAGAAGCAAACGUCAGUGCAACUCAGGACUAUGUUGUCAAGGCUUCAACUCAGAUCAAGAAGGCUGUGAAAUACAAGAAAAGCAAUCCAUGCAAGAAACUCUUUUGUUGUUGCUGCCCCUGCUGCAAUUGAGACAGUAUUAGUAUUAAGUUUUUUUGUUCUUAGUGUCAUCAAAAUAUUGAAAUUACAUUCAAAUCAGCUUCCUAUGCAAAGAUGCCUGUAAUAUUUUUGCUUUGGUUUGUGUAUUUAUUUAGCUCUACUGAAGCCUUGACUCCAUUUUUAAGCAGCAGAAGUGUCCAAAUUUAACACUCUACUGUUAUUUUCCAUACUGAGCUGGUCUGAGAAAUAAGUGUAGAGUAGUUUCAAACCACACAUUCAUAUGUAAAUGUGUACAGGGAGAUAUGGGCAUCAUGUUUCCCGAUUGUUACUGAGAACAGCCGUUGCACGAUUACUGUGGAGACAUCUAAGCUAUUAUUUAAGGCAUGAAUCUCAGCGUUCUUUCCCUUGAAAUCACUCUUUACAUCACUUAAACGUCUCAUAUAACAAUUCACAAAGCUGAAAGUUACUUAUAAAUAAUUGACGGCCUGACUGGAAGCCUAUGGCUAAGCUUGAAACUGGAACUAAAAGUGGGCCUACUUCUUAUGAUAAGCCUUGCCUAAGACUUCUUUAGAAACACAGUGAACACAGCACAUAAAGCUACUGAUUGUGGUUAGCUGGGGAAGCAAGCUAGAUUGGUGUGGAUUGUGCAACUAUAUGUAUUUAUCACCAGCUGUAGGCCACAGCUAUGGGUUUCUCAAGACUUGUUUCUUCACACACAUGCACACACCCACAAAAACUAUAUGCGUUGCCUCCUGUUCUCCGUUUUGAAACUGUCUGAGCUUCAAUCCCAGGUUUCCCCUGCAGCUUUACUGAAUGUGCACGCACAGCCAAAGCCAGUCAUAUGUGUAUUGCGGGGCAGCUUUUCUCUGAUUUUUUUGGAUAUGUGUACAUACGCGUUCAUUCAGGCAGUGUGACAACAACAGAGAGAACGGGAAGCUAAUCAGGCCAGAGGAGUUUCUGUUUGCACAGCAGGCAUACAUCUCUGUCCUGUCAGUGCAAUGAUAGUGAAAUGAAAAAGACCUUUAUUCCUCCUGUGUGUGGACAGUCCAUCACCCACUGGAGGGGGGGGUCCCAGCCGGCAUCCGGUGAGGCUCUGCAGCUGAGACCAUCACACAGUACACGAGGGACACCACUGGGUGUUGUCUGAAUAACUGCCUCUGCUUAUUGUUGAAAUGAGUUGGCGAUGGUUGCACUUGCUCAGCAGCGCUGUGUGGUUUGUGUGUGCGUAUGUGUGUGUGUGGGGGGGGACUCUACCGGUGGGUUUGCUCGGCCACACCUACCCGUUACGACGACAUUUAUGUCCCAUGCACACUGACCAGGAUGGCCGAGUGGUUAAGGCGUUGGACUUAAGAUCCAAUGGACAAUAGUCCUCGUGGGUUCGAACCCCACUCCUGGUAGGAACCGGAAAUUUUAACCGGAACACCUGCGGCCCCUACAUCGUGGGAAAGGUGGCUGUGAAGUUUCAGGUAACGACGACAUGGGAGAGACAUAGAUGGAUUCGCUGUCACCCGUACACAAAACAUGCUGCCGUAAUCCGGAGUUUGUCCCGAGACAGGCUCGUUUCUUCGGGCCGCGGCAGAGGAAACGUUUCUUGGGCUUUGAUGUGGCACCGCAGACAUUUCAGUGUUUUGCUUUCGCACCGCCGGCUUUCUCACCGGAACGACUGUCAGGCUCGUCUGCGACUCUUAAAAGUCGUCAGGUGACUGCUAAUUAUAUAUAUUAACUACGUUCAUAGUUUAUUUCCUAGACACGCACCACAGGCAAUUAACAAAGAUGCAUAGGUUCAGAAAACCGCGAGGAAGAAAAAACAAAACAAAAACAAAACACCCCGACUCAGCUGAUAAAAUGUAACUAGGUUAUGAUAACCUCAAAAUAUUCAAAGGACGUGGUUGUCCUGCCUCCUGUGUUGAUGUUUUGACAUGUAUUUUAACACCGCAGCUGACAGCUAACCAGCUAAAUGUGGUUAUUGUUUCUGAUGGUAUCUGAGGUUUCUGUGAAUCAGUAAUGAUAGUCAACACAAGUAGAAAGAAAUAAAAGCGGGGCCUAUAAUUUUAAAUUUAUCCCAUUGGAAUCAUUUUAAAAGCUCAUCUUUUGUGUCAUUGUCUAGUUCCACUUGAAAUCCUGCAUAAUAAAAACUGAUUUGGACCUUUAUGCUAUUUACCUUGGCUGGAUGCAUCCAACACAAUCACAGCCUCCCUUGUCGGGACCUGUGUUUUUUUUUAUCGGGG